CUGCACUGAGUAGGAUCGCCAGAUCAACUCGGCAGAAGGCUGCUGAUCUAAUGAAGCUUGCUGUAGCGCUUGUGGUGGUGGUGGCGGCCUCUGGUGCGAGGCAUGGCCCUGGACAAGGUAACGGUGGUGGAGGCGGAGGCGGUGGCGGUGGCGGAGGCGGAGGCGGAGGCGGAGGCGGUAACGCCUGUCAGUGCACUCCGCCUUCUCAGUGCCGCCUGGCCACUGCCGGCGUGUCCUUGCGCAGCUGCACCCUCGCCGACCAGUCAGCAGGAGUGUGCUGCCGCAACCCUCCAACAGUCAGCAUUCCCGCAGGAACUCUCCCCGGCCUUCUCAGCCCCCAGCGGAACUACCGCAGGUCUGUGGACGUAGAGUGUACUUCCUCAGAUAGCGCAGCUCUGGAGGACAUUCUGGCUGAACAGGAGCAACUGGAGAAUCGUCUGCUAGAUCGUGGGACAGUGGCCCGAGGGGCGACACGGUCCCACCGUCGGCUGCAGAUGGCUGGUCCCGAGCACCAGACUUCCGCCCGACGAGCACUCCUCGACAUUCUGAGCUCCAAGGUGUGCAGAGGCGGCGGUAACGGAAGCGGUAACGGAAACGGUAACGGAAACGGUAACGGAAACGGUAACGGAAACGGUAACGGAAACGGUAACGGAAACGGUAACGGUAAUGGAGGCGGAGAUGGCAGCGAGUCGAACUGCCCUGAUCCUGCGACCCCGGAUUGUCCCUCCUCCCCAUCCUUCCGCACCGCGGACGGUUCCUGCAACAACCCGACCAACCGGCAGCUAGGGAUGUCAGGUCAUGCGAUGCUGCGCCUCCUGCCCAGCCGUUAUGACGAUGGCAUAUUUGAGCCGCGCAGCCGGCAGACAGACGGCUCGCCCCUGCCCUCCGCCCGCCUCGUCAGCUCGACGGUCACAGCCGACUCUGACGCCGCUGACGACCGUUUCACCCUCUCGGUGAUGCAGUGGGGACAGUUCGUCGACCACGACCUAGCGCUGACGCCCGUCUUUGCUCUGCCCCCAUACGGUACUGCCAUCGCGUGCUGCACGCCCAGCGGCCAGCCGCUGCCUGAAGCUGACACCCAUCCCCAGUGUCUUGCCAUCGAGGUACCCGCCAACGACUCGUUUUACGGUCCUCUGGGGGUGCGCUGUAUGGAUUUUGUUCGUUCUGUGCCGGCCGAAGCUCCCGAUUGUGGCGCCACGGUCGAUUUCCAGCAGCAGGAUGUUCUCACCCACUUCCUGGACGGGUCGCAGAUCUACGGGUCCGACGCCGAUCAGCAGAGGCACCUCCGCGAGCUCAGCGGGGGACGCCUGAGGUCGCAGUCUGGGUCACUGCUCCCCGGCGAUGGGGAUACCUUCUGCUCCAUCAGUGGCUCUUCCCAGCAGUGUUUCGAGGCUGGGGAUGAGCGGGUCAACGAGCAGGUAGGGUUGACGCUGGCACACACCAUCUGGCUUCGUGAGCACAACCGUAUAGCGGCUGUGCUGGCAGGGAGACACCCAGACUGGGACGACGAGCGCCUUUUCCAGGAGGCGAGGCGCAUAGUUAUCGCUGAGUACCAGCAUAUAACUUAUAAUGAAUGGCUGCCGACGAUUCUUGAUCUCGACUUCCUCACACGCAACGAGCUGCUUGUGGACAAUGGCAGCACCUACUCAACAAAGUACAGCAGUGACGUGCAGACACUGGUCACCAACGCGUUCGCCACGGCGGCGCUGCGCUUCGGCCACAGUCUGGUCUCUGGAACGAUCGGUUUGUUCUCCUCGCUCGGCGUUCAGGUCAGCAGCGUCAUGCUUCGGGACGUCUUCUUCGACCCGCACCUCCUCUACGACCCGCAGCGUCUCACGCAGCUCGCCCGCGGUCUCACCAACCAGCGUACCCAGAAGCUGGACGGUAACUUCGCCUCGGAUGUCACCGAACAUCUGUUUGAGGGUGACGGUGACUCUCAUGGACUCGAUCUAGUAGCGCUCAACAUCCAGCGCGGUCGCGAUCAUGGUCUCGGCACGUACAACGACGCCCGCGUAGCCACCGGGCAGAGUCGUGUACCAACGUGGAACGCUUUGCGGAGAACCAUGUCUGCGGAGGAGAUCGAGGCACUGCGCAGCGUCUACGGCCACGUCGACGACGUGGACCUCUUCAUUGCCGGGGUGCUGGAGCGUCCAAUGCGGCACGUCGUGCUCGGCAAGACCUUCGGACGGCUCAUCGGUGACCAGUUCAUUCGCCUCCGACACGGCGACAACUUCUUCUACGACCUGGGCGGCUCGGAGCGGCCGUGGCGGCUGUCGGGCGCGCAGCUGGAGCAGGUGCGCCGCGCCAGCUGGGCCCGCGUGCUCUGCGACAACGUGGCGGACGUGACGCGCAUCCAGCCGCUGGCGUUCCGCGUAGCGGACACCGGCUCCAACGCCGUCACCAGCUGCGACAGCGAUGCCAUUCCGCGUGUCAACCUGGACGCCUGGUAGCGAGUAUCAUGAACAAGGCGUGCCCUCUGGCCCUUGUUCAGCCCGCUGGCAUAGGCGAACUCGAGAUCUAAGUUUGUCUGCACGUAGGUCCACGUGCUCGACGUUUUCAUUCGUUGUGUGUUUUCGGUGUUAAACAACAUAUCUCUUGUAUCAAGGAUGAUCGCACGCGAAGCCGACAAUCACGUUCGAUCGUAAGUCGCGUUCGUAAGUCAGCGGGCUAACUAGACGUUUUAAUUUGCUGUGUGUUUCGGUGUGUGGCAUUACAUGUAUUGUACCGAAGAUGAAAAUAAAUGGCAUGGGAAUGGUG
This is a messenger RNA of Amphibalanus amphitrite, 2757 nucleotides long. Its product is annotated as peroxidase-like. Gene Ontology annotation, biological process: response to oxidative stress. Bases 51 to 2450 code for a protein of 799 amino acids. Lineage: Eukaryota; Metazoa; Arthropoda; Thecostraca; Balanomorpha; Balanidae. The record is from RefSeq and is a predicted model, not a curated record. The transcript has 2 exons. Gene Ontology annotation, molecular function: peroxidase activity; heme binding.